AUGCGAGGUGUGAUGAGCCCCGUGCGCUUUGAAAGAAUACGUGUUCAGCAGCUCGCAUCUGGGAGGUGCGCGCAUCUGGGAGGGGCGCACAUCGCAUCUGGGAGGUCAGCACAUCCGGGAGCUCGAGUCCUCACGUUCCGCUCUGUGUCUCGCUGUGCUUCCUUCUGCAGCAUAUACAGUAGUGAUGAAGAUGAAGAUGAUGUUGAGAUGUAUGAUCACGAUUAUGAUGGUCUGCUUCCUAAGACUGGAAAACGUCACUUGGGAAAAACCAGGUGGACCCGUGAAGAGGAUGAGAAACUGAAGAAGCUUGUGGAGCAGAAUGGCACAGAAGACUGGAAAGUCAUUGCCAAUUUCCUUCCUAAUCGGACAGAUGUUCAGUGCCAGCACCGAUGGCAGAAGGUACUAAACCCAGAACUUAUCAAAGGUCCAUGGACUAAAGAGGAGGAUCAAAGGGUAAUAGAACUCGUGCAGAAAUACGGUCCAAAGCGCUGGUCUGUCAUUGCUAAGCAUUUGAAGGGAAGGAUUGGAAAACAGUGCAGGGAGAGGUGGCACAACCAUUUGAAUCCAGAAGUGAAGAAAACCUCCUGGACAGAAGAGGAAGAUAGAAUUAUUUACCAGGCACACAAGAGGCUGGGAAACAGAUGGGCAGAAAUUGCAAAGUUGCUGCCUGGACGAACUGAUAAUGCGAUCAAGAACCACUGGAAUUCCACCAUGCGCCGAAAGGUUGAGCAGGAGGGCUACCUUCAGGAGUCCUCCAAAGCCUGUCACUCCUCCGCAGCCACCGGCUUUCAGAAGGGCAACCACUUGAUGGCCUUUGCUCACAACCCGCCCUCUGCGCAGCUGCCAGGAGCCGGGCAGCCCCCGCUGAGCAGUGACUACCCCUACUACCACCUCUCGGAGCCGCAAAACGUCCCUGGUCAGAUCCCAUAUCCAGUAGCACUGCAUGUAAAUAUUGUCAAUGUUCCUCAGCCAGCUGCUGCAGCUAUUCAGAGACACUAUAAUGAUGAAGACCCUGAGAAAGAAAAACGAAUAAAGGAAUUAGAGUUGCUACUAAUGUCGACUGAGAAUGAACUGAAAGGGCAGCAGGCAUUACCAACACAGAACCACACAUCAAACUACCCCGGCUGGUACAGCACCACCAUUGCCGACAGUACCAGGACCAGUGGUGACAAUGCACCUGUUUCCUGUCUGGGGGAACAUCACCACUGUACUCCGUCUCCGCCGGUGGAUCACGGUUGCUUACCUGAGGAAAGCGCAUCCCCUGCGCGGUGCAUGAUUGUUCACCAGAGCAACAUCCUGGAUAAUGUUAAGAAUCUCUUAGAAUUUGCAGAAACACUCCAGUUAAUAGACUCCUUCUUAAACACCUCAUCCAGUCACGAAAACCUGAACCUGGACAACCCUGCACUAACUUCCACGCCAGUGUGUGGCCAUAAGAUGGCUGUUACCACGCCAUUCCACAGGGACCAGACCUUCAAAGCUCAGAAGGAGAAUCAUGCUUUCAGAACUCCAGCAAUCAAGAGGUCGAUAUUAGAGAGCUCUCCAAGAACACCCACUCCAUUCAAAAACGCACUCGCAGCUCAGGAAAUCAAAUAUGGUCCUUUGAAGAUGCUGCCUCAAACUCCGACUCAUCUUGUAGAAGAUCUGCAGGACGUUAUCAAGCAGGAGUCGGAGGAAUCGGCAAUAGUGGCUGGGCUACAUGAAAGUGGACCCCCUUUGCUGAAGAAAAUCAAACAAGAGGUGGAGUCUCCAACAGAUAAAGCUGGAAAUUUUUUUUGCUCGAAUCACUGGGAAGGAGAAAACCUGAACACUCAGCUCUUUACACAUGCACCUGCUAUGGAAGAUGUGCCAAAUCUUCUUACCAGCUCCAUUUUAAAGAUGCCUGUGUCUGAAGAGGAUGGUAGUUUUCACAAAACAUUUGCAGUACCUAGGAACAGGCCACUAGCUAGUCCUCUUCAGCACCUGAACAACCCCUGGGAGUCCGCGUCCUGCGGGAAGAUCGAGGACCAGAUGGCCCUGACGGAUCAGGCGCGCAAGUACAUGGCCACCUUCCCCACCCGGACUCUGGUGAUGUGAAAGGGUCGACGGACAGAGAAGCAUUAUGGUUUUGAGAACACUUCACCUCUGCUGGGAAAUUCCUGUUCCUCGGCAUGAAAACUUUUCAUGAAUGGGAGAAGAGCCUAUCUUUGUUGU
This is a messenger RNA of Eurypyga helias (sunbittern), 2190 nucleotides long. It is a transcript of the gene MYB, whose product is annotated as v-myb avian myeloblastosis viral oncogene homolog. Gene Ontology annotation, cellular component: nucleus. Gene Ontology annotation, biological process: regulation of DNA-templated transcription. The transcript is spliced from 15 exons. The record is from RefSeq and is a predicted model, not a curated record. Gene Ontology annotation, molecular function: RNA polymerase II cis-regulatory region sequence-specific DNA binding; DNA-binding transcription factor activity, RNA polymerase II-specific. The coding region runs from base 1 to 2073 and encodes 690 amino acids. Lineage: Eukaryota; Metazoa; Chordata; Aves; Eurypygiformes; Eurypygidae.